This is a messenger RNA of Psammomys obesus (fat sand rat), 151 nucleotides long. Its product is annotated as ATP synthase subunit f, mitochondrial-like. The coding region runs from base 1 to 105 and encodes 34 amino acids. The transcript has a single exon. NCBI's taxonomy places the organism in Eukaryota, Metazoa, Chordata, Mammalia, Rodentia, Muridae. The record is from RefSeq and is a predicted model, not a curated record.
AUGGCAUCAGUCAUACCACCGAAAGAGAAAAAGGCCAUGGUUGUUAAACUGGGAGGGCUGCCAUACUGGAUACUGAUGUGGGAUUUCAUCCCCAGUCACUGCUGACACACCUCAAACUGAUUAUGCGCAGUAUUACAGAAAGAAUGUCAAC